Messenger RNA from Olea europaea var. sylvestris, 1286 nucleotides. RefSeq names its product 2-oxoglutarate-Fe(II) type oxidoreductase. Lineage: Eukaryota; Viridiplantae; Streptophyta; Magnoliopsida; Lamiales; Oleaceae. The record is from RefSeq and is a predicted model, not a curated record. The transcript has 10 exons. The coding region runs from base 49 to 990 and encodes 313 amino acids.
UACAAGUGAAGUCGCGUUGAAUUCAGCUGUAGAUCAUUUCAUCGACAAAUGGAUACUGAAAGUCUCCAACUUCCGAUCAUCGACCUCGGUUCCUCCGAUCGAAUCUCCACCGCUCACUCUAUUCGUCAGGCAUGCAUGGAAUAUGGUUUCUUCUACCUUAUAAAUCAUGGGGUGGAGGAAGACUUGUUACAUGAAGUGCUUGAAGGGAACAGAAAAUUUUUCACACUCCCCCUUGAAGAGAAGAUGAAACUUGCUCUCAAGAAAAACAGAGGUUACUCACCAGUAUAUGCUGAAAACCUUGAUCCAUCUUCGACUUUCAAAGGUGACUCGAAAGAAUUCUUAUACAUUGGGCCUCUCGAAGACGUGACGCCACAUGGAGACCUGAAUCAAUGGCCACCGGAAGGUAUCUUUGUGAAACUAGAUAGUUUAUUAUGUUGUUUGUUCUGGCUUUACUACCUUAGGAGUGCUGGAAAAAGACUCAUCCCAUUAGUUGCUCUGGCACUGAACUUAGAUGAGAAUUUCUUCUAUGACAUUGGGGCAUUAAAUCAACCAAAUGGCUUUCUCCGCUUGCUACACUAUCCAGGUGAUUUAGGACCUUCUGAUGAAGAAAUAUACGGUGCUUCUGCUCAUUCAGAUUUUGGCAUGAUAACUCUUCUAGCAACAGAUGGUGUAGGCGGACUUCAGGUGUGCAGGGACAAAACUGUGGAGCCACAGGUCUGGAAAGAUUUGCAUAGUGUCCCUGGGGCUUUAAUUGUUAAUAUUGGUGACCUGAUGGAGAGGUGGACAAAUUGUUUGUUUCGGUCAACAUUACACCGUGUAAUGCCAACAGGGCAAGAACGAUACUCGAUGGCUUUCUUUUUGGAUCCAAAUCCGGAUUGUGUAGUGGAAUGCCUAAAAACUUGGCGCAGUGAAUCAUCUCCUCCAAGAUUUCCGGCAAUCCGAUGUGGAGACUACCUGAAAGAGCGCUUCAAACUUAUUUAUGGCUCAUGAAUUACGAAUUAGAGCAUGUCUGAUUAAAAAGUGAGUCAAACUUAACCUUUUUAUAUGUGCUUUUGUCCAAAACAUGUUUGUUAUUACUUGCUAGUGUGAAAAAGAUUAUUUAUUUUGAUAUGAAGGUAGGGUUACCUUCCAAAUUAGUAACCUAUUUCUAAACUUCAGCAAAUACUUGUAUCAAAAUUUAUAAUCUUAUACAAACACGCACUUCUUUGUUUGAACUUAAACCAACUCUGAAGAUGAUUGUAGUUGUGUAGUUAAAUUGUUAAUUCAAAGUUCUGUUCAUUACUUUA